Messenger RNA from Micropterus dolomieu (smallmouth bass), 4275 nucleotides. It is a transcript of the gene nr2c2, whose product is annotated as nuclear receptor subfamily 2, group C, member 2. Gene Ontology annotation, molecular function: nuclear receptor activity; RNA polymerase II cis-regulatory region sequence-specific DNA binding; zinc ion binding. Bases 159 to 2051 code for a protein of 630 amino acids. The record is from RefSeq and is a predicted model, not a curated record. NCBI's taxonomy places the organism in Eukaryota, Metazoa, Chordata, Actinopteri, Centrarchiformes, Centrarchidae. Gene Ontology annotation, biological process: anatomical structure development; cell differentiation; positive regulation of transcription by RNA polymerase II. The transcript is spliced from 15 exons.
CAAAAACCUUCAACCAUCGUCGACGCGCUGGCGGUGCGGGGUCACGAACUAUGACCUUUAACAGAAGAAAACCAAAACAUAUAUUUUAUAAAAUAGCAGAGAGCCCUAAAUUCGUGACCACCGUUUCUCGGAGACCUCACUAAUGACCUUACAUCAUCAUGACGACCAACCUGAAUCUGCUCUCUCAGCAGAAAGUGGACUCUGAGCAUGAGGCAGAGAUGUCAUCCUCUCCGUCAGACUCAAUGAUGAGUGAGUCUCCACAGCGCUUUCAGGUCAUCUCCACUGAGGCUGCCACAACACCACAGCGAAUACAGAUUGUAACUGACCAGCAGACAGGUCAGAAGAUCCAGAUAGUGACAGCAAUGAAGCCUUCCAGUGCUCCCAAGCAGCAAUUCAUUCUGACUACGGCUGACAGCUCAGGGGCAGGCAAGGUUAUCCUGGCCUCGCCAGACAGCCACAACACUAAGCAGCUCAUCUUCACUGCUGCAGACAGCCUGAUGCCAGGAAGGAUACAGAUUGUCACAGAUCCUGUGUCAAUGGAGCGGUUGUUAGGGCAGUCAGGGGACCUGAGCCGGCCGCAGCCAGUGGAGUACUGUUUGGUGUGUGGGGACAAGGCUUCAGGGCGUCACUAUGGAGCGGUCAGUUGUGAGGGAUGUAAAGGCUUCUUCAAGCGGAGCGUGAGGAAGAACCUGACCUACAGCUGCCGCAGUAAACAGGACUGCGUCAUCAACAAACACCACCGCAAUCGCUGCCAGUUCUGUCGGUUGAGGAAAUGCCUUAAGAUGGGGAUGAAGACUGAGUCUGUCCAGAGUGAGAGGAAGCCCAUCGAUAUAGUUCCGAGAGAGAAGCACUCCAACUGUGCUGCCUCUACCCAAAAGAUCUACAUUCGCAAGGACCUAAAUAGCCCGCUCAUCGCCACACCAACCUUUAUCUCGGAUGCAGAGACAGAUGGCUCCAGAUCCAGCUUGCUGGACCAGGGGAUGCUGGUUAAUAUCCAGCAGCCGGUCAUCCAGAGUGAUGGAACUUUGCUGCUGGCCAGUGACUCAAAGAUGGAGUCUGGGCAGGGGGACUUGGGGACACUAGCCAAUGUGGUGACAUCACUGGCCAACCUUAGCGACUCACUAAAAGAGAAUCUAAACAAUGGUGAUACCUCAGACAGCCAACACGAGGAGCAAUCUGCCAGCGAGAUAACACGUGCCUUUGACACCCUGGCUAAAGUUUUCAACCCACCUGAAGUAGGGGUCAGACAGAGUCUGGCAGAUAAGUCACAGUGUAUCGGUGGAACAACCAUCCAGCUGAUUGGUCGAGACCAGGAGACCCCCAUCAUUGAGGUGGAAGGACCACUGCUCACAGACAGCCAUGUCGGCUUCAAGCUGACCAUGCCUAGCCCCAUGCCCGAGUAUCUGAAUGUACACUACAUCUGCGAGUCAGCAUCCAGACUACUCUUUCUCUCCAUGCACUGGGCACGCUCCAUCCCUGCCUUCUCUGCUCUUGGUCAGGAGGCAAACACCAGUUUGGUGCGAGCCUGCUGGAAUGAGCUGUUUACUCUGGGUCUUGCUCAGUGUGCUCAUGUGAUGAACCUGUCGACCAUCCUCACUGCCAUCAUCAACCACCUCCAGAGCAGCAUCCAGGAUGACAAGCUUUCAGGGGACAGGGUGAAGCAGGUGAUGGAGCAUAUUUGGAAGUUCCAGGAGUUCUGUAACAGCAUGACCAGGUUGGACAUUGACAACUACGAAUAUGCCUACCUGAAGGCUAUAGUGUUGUUCAGCCCAGAUCAUCCAAGUGUGGACAGCGGCGGGCAGAUUGAGAAGUUCCAGGAGAAAGCCUUGAUGGAACUGCAGGACUACGUGCAGAAAACCUACACUGAUGACACUUACAGGUUGACCCGUAUCCUGACUCGUCUCCCGGCCUUGCGCCUCAUGAACUCCAGCAUCACAGAGGAGCUCUUCUUCACUGGCUUGAUAGGUAACGUCUCUAUUGACAGCAUCAUUCCCUACAUCCUCAAGAUGGAGACGGCUGAGUACAGCAGCCAGGACAGUCCAGCACUUUAGCACCCAGAACGGUCGAAUUAAAGAUUAGCGAGUGUCCACUUCAGGAACUGUCUUUGUUUCGCGAGGGGUUUACUGUCGAAACCCUGUCCAAAAUCCUGCAGCGGCCCCUUGUUUUCUAACGAUGCAUGGUGCAAAGUCAUUCAGGACUCCUUGCUAGAGUAAGAUAAACUGGCACUUGAAUGCCAGGAUGACACUUGGAAUGUUUUCUGGAGCUGAUGCAGUGUGGUAAUCAGUCGCUCUCAGCUGAAUGAAAAAGGAAUCCUCUGCAGCUGCAACUGUGCUCAUCUCCUUUAAUGUCUUUACAGCACUUCAUGCGUGCUUUACCUUCUGGCCUAAGCCUUUUCAAAUAGUUUUAGUCUUAUCCAAGCCUUACCAUGCUCUCAUGUUGAUCACAUUCAUUGUUUAGCACUAGCUGGUGUUGCCAGUAUCAGAUGAGCUAUAUUAAGAAGCCCAGUCCUUAAUCUAACAAACAGGAAGUGGAAUUUCCACCUUUUUAAAAAGUCUAACCCAGUCUUUAAGACUAAAGUGAAUCUGAGUACUUAGUUUAAAAGUGUACUUUGAAGCUGUAAAAUAUUUGUUUAUUUGGUAUUUGGGAACAUUGGCUCAGUUUAAACUGGUAUUUUUAUUGGCUGUGCUUUCACAUUGAGAAUUCAGGCUUUUACAAAGACCAAGUAUGACUUUUCUGUUAUACAACAAGGAAUUGAAACAUGCUUUGUAAUAAUUUUCUCUCUUUUCAAUUUUAAAACUGACUGACUGAAUUUCCUUAAAGGUGCAAGACAUUAAUGUACAGUUCUUUACUUUAAAUAAAUGUAAAUAUUAGUUGGAAUGAUAACUCCAAUCAGGUACAAAAAAAUUAAUUCAUGCUUAAUCUGUAUUCACAUUGCCUCGCUAUCAUAGCAUUGAGCUACUACAUUCUUAGCUCAUUCCGACAUGACCAUCUUUUUUAUAUAUUGAAUGACAUGUCCGAGAUUUUAAGUUUGGGUGUGUUUUUACAUUUAGGUACACUUGGUUCUGGGUUAUCAUGAAUGUGUUGCUAAUAGAACCUGUGCAAUCACCUCAUCACUUUUUCCCUUUAUGACAAUCAAUUAUAUGUUACUUCCUUUUGUCCCAUCAGUGUCAUGGAAUGUCCCUCUCGAUCUGCAUUUUGUAUGUGUAUUUAUCAAUGGUAAUUAUUUCUUUUAAGGAAUCAAAUUCUCUUAAAGAUUUUGCGUUCAGAAAUGUUACGUAAAUGUUACGUGUAGCUAUGCUGCUGUUUUUGUACUUUUGUUUGCAUUUGUACUCUGCUAAGUGCACAUCAAUCAGCGUAUGUGGCGUUCCACUGUCUUCAUGCUGACUAAAACUUUGUGUUUUUUAUGUUUUCUAAAAACUUUUAAUUUGUUGUGAACAAAUUUGCUUGUUGCAUACUAAGUGUACUUAAAGUACUUUUGGGCAGGUUUCCCUGAUUUCAACAAAAACUAGAGAUUUUGUGGGUAGCCAGUCUCAUGUGCAUUGACGUCUUGAAGACGGUAUGUGCUGCGGCUUAUCCACCUGUAUAAAGGUUUAGAAUAAGCAUCCACAGCAGUGUGAAUGAUAACGGGGACGUAAAGAAGUCAACACGGAAUAUGUCUUGUGAAAUAAAUGUCAAUUGUAAUAUUUGGGUUUAAAACCUAUACAGACUGUUUGUAAAGGCACUGUCGUGAAAUGACCUUUGUACAUGUAAUUUCAUAAAAAUGAGUGCAUGUUGUUUUUAAGGCGGGUUUUACAAUCUUGUGGCUGUCCGCCCUAAUAAGGAGCAUUGAUAUAAUUUUUAUAGUGCAUUGCAGUGCAUGAACAAGUUGCUUAAAGUGCAUUUUAUGAAAUGCUGUAUGAAAAAUGUUUAAUUUAAAUGUUGUGGCUUUAAAAUAUUUACCAUGAGCAGCUCCCACAUUAGAAGAUAUUAGAUCAGAAUUUUGUUUUUCAGCUUUGUGGAUUGAGUAUCCUAUGUUUCAGAUUUUUAUACUGUGUAAAUGUACUUUGUUUUUCUGCUCAUAAAAAUGUAUUUCUUCAGACAUUAUCAAGAGAUUCAAAACAUUGAAACAUUCAUGUUUUGCUGGAGUCUGUCACAAUCCUACAUUUCUACCUCACACCGAUAAAGAUUUAAAACAAAUGUAUUAGCGACUGAGCUCCUGUCUCAGCAUUCCAGUCACUGAGACUGGCUUCUCUGAAGCCAGGUGUUAUAGCAGAAAUAAACAAUGACGAAAUAUGA